Messenger RNA from Alligator mississippiensis (American alligator), 8566 nucleotides. Its product is annotated as myogenesis-regulating glycosidase-like. Gene Ontology annotation, biological process: skeletal muscle fiber development; carbohydrate metabolic process. The record is from RefSeq and is a predicted model, not a curated record. Gene Ontology annotation, molecular function: hydrolase activity, hydrolyzing O-glycosyl compounds. The coding region runs from base 309 to 2345 and encodes 678 amino acids. The transcript is spliced from 2 exons. NCBI's taxonomy places the organism in Eukaryota, Metazoa, Chordata, Crocodylia, Alligatoridae.
CGCGCCCGCACACGGCAGCGCCCGCACCGCACCGCAGCGCAGCGCAGCGCAGCGCAGCUCCCCCUUCCCCCCCACAGCCCGGCCCGGCCCGGCCCGGCGGAGCCAGCGCGGCGCGGCGGCACCGAGGAUUGACUGGAUUUGGAGUGGGAAGAACCGCUGGCUUCCUAACCCACUUACCCGGAGAUCCAGAGAGGCAUCCCACUGUGAGAAACAAGCCCUUUCCCAUCCACAAGAUCUCCAGACCGGGGCUUGACAGAAAGCCCGCUAUCCUUUCAUUUAGGCAGACUCUGUACAGAAAGGAUAGCAUCAUGUAUACGUUCCUACCCGAAAACAUCACCCCCAUCAAACAGAAGCCGUCCAAGGAGCUGCGGCCCAUGAUUGGGACGAUAACCGUGGGGCUCCUGUUGUUCAUCGCGGCGGUGGUGGCGUGGUGUUACUACACGGCGUCGCUCAGGAAGGCGGAGCAGCUGAAGACGGAGCUGAUGGACUUGAGGAAGGACGGCUUCAUCAUCAAGAACCAGGACGGGGAGGUGGUCUUCAGACUGGCCUUCCAGUCGGGCGCCCUCGACCUGGAGUCCUGCUCCAAGGAAGGGGAGAUCUUAACCUGCACCCGGUCGGACAAGGGGAAGCUGAACUUCUUCAUCCAGACCGUCAAGCACAAGGACACGGUGAUGUGCUACCGCGUGCGCUGGGAGGAGUUCGUGGCCGACACGGUGGUGGAGCACACCAUGUUCUGGGAGGACGCGCACUGGUACGGGGGCUGCGAGAUGAGCGUGCAGCACUGGCCCAUCCGGCUCCCGGGCUACCAGGAGCCCACGCCCUUCGUGACGAGCGACGUGUACUCCUUCCGGGACAGCUUCGGGGGCAUCCUGGAGCGGUACUGGCUGUCCUCGAAGGCGGCCGCCAUCAAGAUCAACGACUCGGUGCCCUUCCACCUGGGGUUCAACGCCACCGAACGGUCCCUUUUCUUCCAGGCCCGCUACAAGGACUCCCCCUACAAGCCUCCCCUGGGGCAGCAGCCCUUCCCGGAGCUGAGCUACAGGGUGUGCGUCGGCUCGGACGUGACCUCCAUUCACAAGUACAUGGUGCGGAGGUAUUUCAACAAGCCCUCCAAGAUCCCGUCGGAAAACGCCUUCCGCUACCCGAUCUGGUCCACCUGGGCCCUGUACAAAAACGACAUCGACCAGGACAAGCUCCUGCGCUUUGCAGAGAAGAUUAAGAAAUACCGUUUUAAUUGCAGCCACAUCGAAAUCGAUGACACCUACACGCAGGCUUACGGCGACUUCGACUUCGAUCCUCAGAAAUUCCCCAACGUGACGGAAAUGUUCAAGAAACUGAAAGAAGAUGGGUUUAAAGUGACCCUGUGGACUCAUCCCUUCAUCAACUACAACUCCUCCAACUUUGGCGUGGGGAUAGAGAGGCAGCUGUUCAUCAAGGAGCCGACGGGAAGACUCCCCGCCAUGGUGGAGUGGUGGAACGGCAUCGGGGCCAUCCUGGACUUCACCAACCCAGCGGCCAGGGAGUGGUUUCAGAGCCACCUGCGGCAGCUGCGCUCAAAGUACGGCAUCUCCUCCUUUAAGUUCGACGCCGGAGAGACGAGCUACCUCCCCAAGCAGUUCAGCACCUUCCGGCCCUUGUCGGACCCCAGCAUCUGGUCCCGCCGGUACACCGAAAUGGCCAUCCCCUUCUACGAGCUGGCCGAGGUUCGUGUCGGCUACCAGUCCCAGAACAUAUCGUGCUUCUUCCGCAUCAUCGACCGCGACUCGGUGUGGGGCUACGAGCUCGGCCUCAAGUCCCUCAUCCCGACCGUGCUCACCAUCAGCAUGCUGGGGUAUCCCUUCAUUUCGGCGGACAUGAUCGGGGGCAACUUUUUCCCGAACAAGACAGGAGGAGCGGUUGAAAUCCCCGACCGGGAGCUGUACAUCCGCUGGCUGGAGCUGUCGGCCUUCAUGCCGUCCAUGCAGUUCUCCAUCCCGCCCUGGCUCUACGACAAGGAGGUGAUCGAGAUUGCGCAGAGGUUCACGGAGCUGCACGAGUCCCUGGUCGCCCCUCUGCUGCUGGAGCUGGCCGGGGAGAUCACGGACACGGGGGACCCCAUCAUCCGGCCCAUCUGGUGGAUUUCCCCGAGCGACGAAUCCGCCCACAAAAUCGACUCCCAGUUCCUCAUCGGGGACACGCUCAUGGUGGCCCCAGUGCUGGAGCUGGGGAAGCAAGAGCGCGACGUGUACCUCCCCGCCGGGAAGUGGCGCAGUUACAAAGGGGAGUUGUUUGAGAAGACCCCGGUCCUGCUGACGGACUACCCGGUCGACCUGGAUGAAGUUGCUUAUUUCCUCUGGGUGUCUUAACGGGCUCCCCCAUCGGCUUCAAACUGCGGGAUAACCAUGCCUUACUGUAGGGUUUUGAACAACUAAUAAUUCUAAUUGCACACUUUAUUUGGAGUGGGGAGGGGAGCGACGUGGAGAGGAAGUCUGGGGAUGGAGAAAUGAAUUGGACCUGCCUUGAGUAUUUUUUUAAUCAGUGGAAAAAGUUCUAAUUUGGGUUGACAGUUUCCUUAAAUAUCUCUUGAUCACUGCAGGAGGAAAGAUAAACGUGUCCAUCGGCACGUGCAGGAAGCGAAGACCUCAGUUCGGUAGUGUUUCAAGAGGUGAAUGUAUCGUAUGGCUGGCUGCGGUGCAGCAGGAAUGUUCCUUGGAUUCAUUUGUUCUCCAUUUGGAAAUGUGCAAUGCGCCCAUCCACCUCCCGCAUCUAUGGGGAACAGCCCCGUAGUCUGCGUCUUUCUAAAAGGCUGCACGCUUCAAUACGAAGCAGGGAUCCCAUACUGGGGUUUGGCAUCUCUCCGCUCACUGCCCCUGCCCAAAUCCAGGGCAGACGCCAGGAAGUUUGAUGCUCGUGAAGUGCAGCCUUUGGAGUUGGUGCAAGUGCCAUAGAGACAGCCCCAAGUCCAGGGGUAAGGACAACUUUAAAAGGGAAAGGGGAUAAAAUCGAGCCUGGGAGGAUUGCUACGGCACAGCCAGCCUUAAGUUUUAUAAUGUGGCAAAUGACUUUUUCUUUUUUUAAAGAGGAUAAAGCUAGCUAUAUUUUUUGCUUAGUCCAAUGUUGGACUUGACUAACAAAUGCUCUAUAUAUUCCCCCUUCUCUCGGGUACCAGGCAGGCCCAGGAUACCCGACUUACCUGCAGGUAUUUUAACUGUCCAGACUGCACAUAACAGGCAGCCACGUUGUUCCAUCCCAGCCGGCUGCUAACACCUGCUGUCAGGCUUUUUUGCUUGCAUGACCCUGCUGCAAACAUUGCUCUUCAUAGAGUGAGGACAUUUAUAACGUGUAUCCUAUUUUUGUAAGGAAGCAAAAAGGACUGUGGUGUUAAUGUGCAGAGAUUGGGGAGUGGAGAGGUUUCUUCCCCCUUUUUUUAAAGAUGUGCUCGCAGCCCGGUUGCUGACAGAGGAAUGGCCAGAUGGAAAACAGUUCAGAGGUGCACGUGAAACUAGCCUGCUGUGUUUGAGAGAGCAGCAAAGAGCUCCCACCAUCAUUUUUGCUGACAACCAGGCUACCAGCAGGGAUAGAAAAUGGACGUGUGCCCCAAAGUGUUGUGCCAGUCAUCAGGCCUUUCCUAUAGUUUGCAAAGAAAGGUUCUCACACACAGUAAAAUUAAGCUAAUAUACCAGGAAUGUCUCAGGAAUGAGUUAGGGACUAUUACACUUGUAUCGAAGAUGCCUGUUCCCUCAUCCCAGAUAGUUCAAAAGAGCCUGACCCUCAAGAGACCCUAAAUGAAGUGGAUCGGUGGAUGGAUGCUGAGUAUUUCUGGAGCUGGAGCCUUAAACAUGACCUUGUGGAUUCCUUUGAAUAGAAAGGCACUCUUUUUGAAUAGAAAGCCACUCUUUUUAAAAUGAGAUAUUUCUUCUAAAGACAACCUGUGUCUUAAAUUGAGUUAAAAAAAAAAAAGAAGGAAAAAGCUGUCCUCUGCACCAUGUAGAGGCUGUAUCUAGGAAACGCCUAUUUCUUUAUUGCCUGGGGUUUCUUUUCUUAAGCUGAGGGUCAGCAGAUCGUGGUGCAUCUUAAAUUCAAGGGGAGGUCUGAUAGUCGAAGGAACAUGGUCCCGAUUGAACCGCUCAGCUUUGCAACACCUCCUGUUUACCCCCUAGUGAAACUCAGAGCCCCGCCGCCCGUUGUCUUGGCGUCCUGCGCGCCAGCCGGGCCCACCGGGAUGGAGGGCUGGGAGCUGCCCAAGCUGGCCACAAAGGAGAGGAGAUUGGCUUCGGCCACGUGCUCCGUGCAUCUGUCUCAGAUCCAGACGUGGAAGGAGCGCAGAGCAAGGCCUCCACUAGCAAUUUAUUGCAGAAAAAUUUGAACGUUGCCUGCUGCCAUCCAUGUCCACGACAGUCCAUUUCAGACUCUGCAAAUAUGCUGAAGCUACACCUCAAAGGUAUCCCUCAGUCCAUCUGAUCGACCUAGGCUUGUUGAAUGGUUUAUUCCCAUUCAUCUUGGGAGUCGUCGAGAAGAAAGAGGGUUGGCCGCAGAGUCCUGGCUCGGCUGAAGCUCCGAGAUCCUGGUCACAAGUUUUAGGGUCUCCAUAAAGAGCUACCACUGGAGGUAAAAUCUCUCUUCCCUUCCCUCUUCGUUGGCUACAGCCUUGCAUCAUGACUCCUGGGUUCUCGCCGCUGUAGAUGCAUGCCGCGUUUGCAGAGGGCCUGGGCCGCAUCGAUGGGGACGCACCUCCUUUUACCAGGUGUGACUGCGACUGAAACAACAACAUGACGGUUGUCACCAGCGCAGAAAAGCUGGAGGAGAGGAGGAAGCGGCAGGGUGAAGAGGGAAACGUUGAAGGCUGUAUUCUCAACGUGAUCCUCCGCGCUUCGGCUCUGUGCAUUUCUCGUCUGUGGAUGUUUCGGGGUUGGGGAGCACUUCCCGUUCCUUCUGGGCAGCUGGAAAGUGCCACCGGGUCAAUAGAAAGGUUAGAAGAGUCAAAUACUGAAGGUCUCGCUCUACACGCGACUCCUCCAAGGGGGCUGGAGUCCGAGAGCAGAACCCAGCGUCGCUGCAUACCUGAAUGAACCACAAGCUAAAACACCCCGAUAUAAAGACCGACCGAAACUCCAGCUCAGCUUACAGCUGCAUCUCAGUUGUGUGGGCUGGCCAGGAAGCGUGGGUGAGCUAACAGAUGUGAAGCUGGUGAUGCUGGAUCCUACUAGUUGUGCCAAAGGGACCUAUACGCUUCUUUGGGCACCAUGGGGAAGAUCCCAAAGGACCUUGAGUGACAAACUGGCUAGACGACUCAUCACAGGUUGAAUACGUCCGCCUUCCCCUUGGACCUGCCCUUAUUCUUCUCCCCUCGCCCUGGAAAGAAAGAGCUCUGUUACUGAAAGUUUAAAUUACCGCUCUUCAUUUAACUAAACCUUUUUAUGAAUCAGUACACUUUAUAGAGCCCCUUUAUUUUUCUAAAUGCCAUUGCACUCAUGAGAGUUCGACUCUAGCUGCUAGGAAGUUGCAGGGGAAAUCACUGAAGAUGUGUCAUAGGCCACGGACCAGUGACAUCCAUUAUUUCAGACCCCAGCUUUGGAAGAGCCUCUUAACCCUGGUUGUGUUUAGCCUUGGCAUUGCCACGCAGAAUUCAUGUCACCGGUGGUCUCCGUCGGACAGCGCGAACAACCCAGAAAUGGCUCGGCUCCUUAACGGUGCUGAGCCACUUCAUUAGGACGUGAUUGUUGAGCCCAUUGCCUUGAUUUUCACCUCCCUGUUCUGCCCUGGAGCACACUGGCCCCUUGGAGAUGUUUCCUACUGUGACAGGUCGUCACUCUAGGCCACCCUUAAUGUGGCCCACGCACCUGUCUCUGGGCAACCGCCCGCCUUGUCUCGCCUGCCACGUCUUGGUCUUAAUUAAUUAAUUAGCGGGAGGCUGCCCUUAUGCUGCCCCCUCCGCUAGGGGGCGCUGUCUGUGGCUCCUUUCCUCCCCAAUACCGCAGUCCACGCCUCGCCAAUGUAAUCACGGUUGUCUUAUUCGCUCACUAUAUGGCCCCUUACCAUUCUCCCUGGGCCUUCUUUCCUGUGCUGCCCCCUUCUGGGGCUUUCUGGUGCCCAACUUGGGCUUUGCGAUAAUACUGCCCCCGUAUCUGGGCUCGUCGUGCCCAACUUGGGCUUCUCUAUGUUGUCGCCCCUUUCUGGGGAUCUCUACGCCCACACUUGGGCUUAUGCUGCCCCCCUUUCCGGGGGUUUCUGUGCCCAACUUGGGCCUCGAAUACUGCCCCCCUAUCUGGGGCUUGCCGUGCCCCACUUGGGCUUCGCACUCGUGCGACCCCCCCUCUCUGGGGCUCGCCGUGCCCCACUUGGGCGCCUUAAAAUACUGCCCCCUUUCUGGGGCUCGCUGUGCCCAACUUGGGCUUCUCAGUCAUGUGACCCCCCUUCUGGGGUUCACUAUGCCCACACUUGGGCUUCUCCUUAGUGCUGCCCCCUUUCUGGGGCUUGCCGUGCCCAACUUGGGCCUCUCAAUAAGAUGUCCCCCGCUCUGGGGCUCGCUGUGUCCAUGCUGGGCUUCCUCAAAUGCCCCUCUCUGGAGCUGGGAUCUCUACACCCCGUAUGCUGCACCCCUACUGGCGCCUGGGUCCCCACGCUACUGUGGGUCUCCUAUGAGGAUACUGCGCCCUCACUGGCGUCAGGGCCCCACACCCCUGUGGGUCCCUACGAGGCCUCCUCCAACCCCCAAUAGCCUCACCCAAACCACCGGUUUUAUAACAAACAGCAACACAAACUUGAGCCUCCUGGCUAUAAAUCAAACAUACCCAACUGCACGCGUCUGCUGUUAGCGUGGCCUGUGACGUGAAUUCUGUCGCAUCGUUAAAAAGGACGAAGCGCCAUCGUUCCUUCUGGGCUGGCAGUGCCCAAACCGGGCUGAUUUCACUAAACACACACACAAUCUGCAAAACAGAUGGAGUGGGGUGGAUUGGAUCUGCCUUUUGCAACACACGGCUCGAAAGCCGGGGCCCUCGCGCUUGGUCCCACAGAGCCACGGCUGGACGGGACACACGCGCGACUGCCUUCGAAGACUGUGGGGUCGAUUCAGGGUUGCAAGUCAGAUGCUGAUAAGUUUUGUGUUGUUUUUAACCGCUUCUCUAACUCUUAAUUCCUUCCCUACUCCAUUGUGUACGGUUAUCAUUUAUAUAGACCUUCAGGGGAACAAAGGGAAGUCUAAUAAUGCCUGUCCAUCUGCCACAAGGCAGUGGGAACAGUCUCAUGAGCGGUGACUACCUAGGUUUUCGGCCUUGUCUGUGCAGAUAUUUUGGUAAUGGGCAGUCCUGGCCACCGUCAAAUGGCCAGCGUGUGUGUGUGUGCACACUCAGGGCUUCUGUCCGCAACAUGCAGCCUUUGUGCCCAGCGUGGGAGGAGGAUCACAGCAGCUGGCAGAGGCAUGGGAGUCUGCACAUGCGUUCUGCUGUCUGCUGGGCUUUCACCGAAGUUUAGGCGGAGGCAGGGUUUUGCACGGCGGUGCUGAGUGUGGACACUCUCCGUCUUAGUAGCCAGUCCUGUGGUGCUAGAUCAGGCCGGAGGUGACUUUUACACCAAGAUUUCCAGCCCAAGUCCAUCAGGCCCUUUUAGCUGCUGUCUUUGGAACGUGCACAGCAGCUUUGUAGAGAAACUAGUUGUUUUCUCCCCCACUUUUAUCCUUUCAAGUAUUAGGAGACUGAGCCUAAUGGCCCAUCCUGCAGUACAGAGCGCUGGGGGCAGGAGUCUUCCUACAUUUGAACAGAAAAGACCCGUGUUCAGGAGCGGCACGUGGAAGGUCGCUCUCCCUCCUGGGGUCAGGGCGCACUCCCUUUGCUGUCACAGACACUGCAAGGGAGAUGGGCACUGCUCCUAGCUCCCUUGUCGUGAAUAUUGGGUAGCUCCCCAGUGGAGUCCAAGCGAUGCAAACAGGUCUAAUUUGCUCGUGAAUGCCCAGGUCACUCUCCCUCUCUGGAGACGGGCAAGAAGGACCUGGCUCCGACUCAGUGCAUGGCACAUAAACUUUUAUAGUGUUGCCCAGAGAAUGCUUCACAGCCCAGAUCAGAAAUGGGUAUCAGCAUGGAUCUGGUUCCUGUGGUCACAGCUAAGCAUGGCCAUAUUUCUGCAUUACUACAAUGCUGGGACAGUCCAGAAAAAUCACCCCAAACUCCCGCUGAUUUACACCCCAAGGGAAGGUUUGCUUGACCAGGGCAAGCACCACAAGCAGACUGGCUGCUGGGAAAAGAGCAUCAGUAGUUGUGGUUACAGGGACAGCUGGCUCGGCGGUGCCGCAAUGUGUGCACGCCUGCUGGAAGGCUGGCUGCCGAAUCGGGGUAUUAACAGGCAGAGCAGACUGUAAGGGAAGGACUUGCACAGAGCCCUUUACUUCCAGAGCCUGAUUUUCCUCACCCCUCCACCCCGAGACUGCCUUGUUCCAGAUGGAUGUUGCUAACUCUAACCAAAUCAGGAGGGAAACCUUGGCUUUUUGUUGAAAGUUGAUUUUUUUUUAAUUUUUUUUUUUUUAGUAUCAAUGGGGUCCCAACGCUAUAUCAUGCUUCAAACCGCUCUGUUUGGAAUAAAAGACACUUUCACACAC